AUGGAUACCGAUAUUGACGACACUACCAGUACCGCUAUGCUCGUCGUCGACUACACUCAAGGUUUCGGAUCGUUUGACUUUUACCCUUACGAGUUCCCUGACGGAGUCCCGCGGCAUGUGUCUAGCCUAGGACGGCAGCGAUUCAAAAACAACCUGAAAAUAGUCGACCCCGCUGACACAAUGUCUAAUAGCAAUGCUCUUGAUGACGAACCCUUUCCUUUCAUGAGACUGCCCUUGGAGAUCCGCCGCAUGAUUUACGGCUUCGCACUCGCCAAGAUGUUCCCAGGACGGCACCUGCACCUGCACAGAGACGCCGUCGGUAGCGGCGUCCGCUUUGUGGUCGACGACACUGUAUUCUCGCCCCAGCAACCAGAGGCGGACCACUACGGCCUACGCGUGUUGGGGCGACCCGAAAGCCGCAUGGUAGACGCCCGCACUUCCACGUCUGACACCUUCUACCGCAUGGACGUAUUUGAGACCUACAAGGUCAUCCGCGAAGUGGAAGGGGAUCGCGGCCAGAGGGGGCUCGAGGAUUUUAAUGACCUCCAGUUCCCGUUCCCAGUGGGUUGGGCCGGCUCACGCCCGCCGGGCGAUGUUGCUAGGGAUCUCAAAGUGAUGCCAGAGAAAAGUGACGAAUCAGACUGCGCCUCAGACUGUUCCUCCGAGGACUCGGGGGCCUCGGAAGUCGACCCCGACAUUACUAGCAACGAGAUGCCUCUGUACCACCCACCCGCAGUCGGCGUGACCAUCCACCGCGCCAUGCACCCAGACCCACACUGCGACGUGCGCUUGCAUGUGCCAGAUUAUGAUUACUACUUGUUUGAAGACCCAGCCGGGCCGUACCCCGAUUUUGUCCCGGACGAGGAAGACAGCUGGGCCAAGAACAUCGACGACUGCACGUGCCACUACCGCUUACCAGAUGACUACUACGAUAUCUUUCAUCUAUCUCAAGUCUGCCGCCAGUUUACCGCCGAGCUGGGCUCUGUGCUGUGGGCGGACGCUACGAUCGAAGUGCGCGAACCGGCCGUGUUCGGCAUGUUAGUGCGCGCGCGCCCCGCAGCGCUGGGUCUCGUGAGACGAGUCGUGCUCCAUGUGUCGUGCUUUGGCGAUUUCAAUGAUGUAGAUAUCGAGGCGGUUAGGGAAGUGUGCUUGUUCUUUUCCAAAGAGGAAGAAGCAGGUCCUGAUGGCGGCGCCGGGAAAAGGCUGAGGUCUUUUACGGUUGUCCUCUCGGUUCCGAACUCGAUAUCAACAGCCGAUAGCAGAACCAACAAUACUAACAACAGUUGGACCGGUGCUGAUACGGGGUCCGGGACGAGUGGUGUGUAUUACAGUUUUAGUGCCGCUGCCGAGGCCCGAGUCAGGGAGUUGGCAGCCGUGUUCCGGGCCCUCGAAAUGGCAGAGGGGGCCUCUUUCCACGUCAGGCUUGGGCGCGGACUCCCUACCGUGUUUCCGGACUUGCUUGGCCCGGAGAGCGACGGUUUGCAAGCCGUGAUAGAACACAUCUCGGGGGACAUCAGCGAGGCGUGGAUGCCGGCGUGCAUAGUCCGCGGGAGGGAACGGAGGAAAGGCAUAUACGUGUGA
Lasiosphaeria miniovina is the source of this 1581-nucleotide messenger RNA. RefSeq lists its product as uncharacterized. Bases 1 to 1581 code for a protein of 526 amino acids. The transcript has 2 exons. NCBI's taxonomy places the organism in Eukaryota, Fungi, Ascomycota, Sordariomycetes, Sordariales, Lasiosphaeriaceae. The record is from RefSeq and is a predicted model, not a curated record.